Messenger RNA from Penicillium chermesinum, 1116 nucleotides. RefSeq lists its product as uncharacterized. Gene Ontology annotation, cellular component: RNA polymerase I core factor complex. Gene Ontology annotation, biological process: transcription initiation at RNA polymerase I promoter; nucleolar large rRNA transcription by RNA polymerase I. The coding region runs from base 1 to 1116 and encodes 371 amino acids. Gene Ontology annotation, molecular function: RNA polymerase I core promoter sequence-specific DNA binding; RNA polymerase I general transcription initiation factor activity; TBP-class protein binding. The record is from RefSeq and is a predicted model, not a curated record. NCBI's taxonomy places the organism in Eukaryota, Fungi, Ascomycota, Eurotiomycetes, Eurotiales, Aspergillaceae. The transcript has a single exon.
AUGGCACCGGUCCUUUCGGCUGCAUUAUUUUCUCUGCCUCUGCCGCCUUGGUUACAGCCCGCUAGUUCUCGAGUCGAACAAUAUGAUCGCAAGAAACGAAAGAGGCCCGCCGAGUGGACCGACACGGAUGGAGAGGGCGCCGAUACGACCGAUGCAGCCUCGGUGGUGGACUCCCAGCCAGGUGGACAGUCGCUGGUCCUAACUCCCAAUGAAGUUACUCAAUAUCGAGCAGCCGGUCUGUCUCUCGAUCAGGAACUGCCAGGAGGGAAUUUUCCCCACGCCCCAGUCAAGUCAGAGCACUCCAACCCGGAAAAUUUGCCGAGCCAUCUUCUUAGAGGCUUAUCGUCUUUGUCAACGCCCAUAUUCCCUCCGCAAACCCCUGCGCAUCAAGGCAACCUCCGCCUCCAACAUCUCGCCGUGUUGACGGCUAUUCUCCAUCGUUGUUUGUUGGAAGGAGACUACGUACGAGCUGGAAGAGCAUGGGGCUUGAUACUCAGGGAGGAUUUCAGAGGAUUUCCGGUCGACGUACGGAACGAAGGAAGAUGGGGCAUCGGGGCAGAGAUCUUACUGCGUAGAAACAAUCAAGACGCAUCGGUCCCAACUAACUCUGGUGACCGCACCCCUCUACCUUUCACCAAGAAAGGCUUUGCGGAGGCAAAAGACUACUACGAGAGACUCAUAUUGAACCAUCCAUAUAUGAAAACAGCCCCCAAUGCUGUUUCCGCCCUACACUUUUACCCUGCGAUGUUCGGUUUAUGGAUCUAUGUAGCCCAGGAGGAGAGCACUUUUGCACGAGAGCAGAUCAAACAAGAUGCGGAUGAUUUCUCUGACGAAUAUUCCGAUAACGACACUUCAUCUAUCGACUUCGAUCGUCGGCAGUCUGAUAAGCGACAAAAGUUGAUUGCAAGGAUUCGGGAACAAGAACUAGACCAAGCGCAGCAGAUUGCAACUCGGCUUGACUCCCUUUUGGGUUCGCCUCCUUAUUCAGAUUGCACCGAACUAUUAGAGCUUCGCGGCAUGGUAUCCCUUUGGAUCGGCGAUUUGCUGCUCUCAUCUUUGGAGUCACCUCCCGACCCAGAAGAUGACCUCAGAUCUGAUAUACCCCCCCAUGGGUGA